Cladophialophora immunda is the source of this 1699-nucleotide messenger RNA. RefSeq lists its product as uncharacterized. Gene Ontology annotation, cellular component: nucleus. The transcript has a single exon. NCBI's taxonomy places the organism in Eukaryota, Fungi, Ascomycota, Eurotiomycetes, Chaetothyriales, Herpotrichiellaceae. The record is from RefSeq and is a predicted model, not a curated record. Bases 170 to 1198 code for a protein of 342 amino acids.
CCCGUCGCUACCAAAAAGUGAUUUGCGACAAUCUCAAACAAGCCACUACGCACGCCUCUACAAAGUCAGUUUCAUCGCUCUGAAAGCAACCUACAUCACACCAUCCUCUUGUCAAAUCCUGCAUUCCUAGCUACUUUGGUCACAAGCGCAGGAAGAGGGGCCCGGCAAGAUGGAGCCCGUCGUCAACGUCCUGCUGGAGACCUUCCCCGGCUUGUCGCUCCCUCAGACACUCUGUCUACCCUUGCCAGCUUCGUCGACUACCGCACAGUUACUGGCCGCUAUAGCAGAACUGCUCCCGCCUAAUUUCCCAAACACCGCACGGCUGAAUCUGACCUCGACCCUGAACAAAUGCGUGUAUCCCUCGCCUACGACCACCAUCGGAGAAUUGACACACCCGUCAUUAUGCCGCCAGAAUGCCUGCAACAGCUCUCUACUCCCUCUCCGGCUAUCCGCACCAUUGGUGGGCGGGAAAGGUGGGUUCGGCUCUCAGCUCAGAGCGGCUGGUGGCCGGAUGUCAUCGCGCAAGAAAAAGCAGAAUGCAGAGCUUGCUUCAGGGAGUGCUCGCAAUCUCGAUGGGAGGAGGCUGCGGACCAUCACCGAGGCCAAAAACCUCGCUGCAUAUCUGGCUACUAAGCCGGAAAUGGACCGAAAGGAGAAGGAAGAGAGGCGCAAGAGGUGGGAACAGGUCAUCCAACUGGCUGAGCAAAGGGAAGCCGACAUGCGAGCAGGUAAGGGCCCGGAUGGGCGACGGAAAGGUCUCAGUGACGAGUGGAUAGAGACAAAAGAGGAGGUCGGAGAGAAUGUGCGAAAUGCCGUCAAGAUGGCCAUGUUGGCAAGCGAAGAGAAAGAAGACUCGAAGGGGUCUCUGGCACAAGAGGGGGAGAGCAGUGGAAGUGGAGGCUCCGGUGCAGCCAGCGACGAAGAUAGCGAUGAGGAAGAUCUGAUGGAACUGGACCCAGAUGACAUGUCCCGCCUCAGAUCCGAAGCCGAAGCUGGAGACGUCGAUGCCAUCUGGGUUCUGCAGAAUCGACUCAAGAUCCCCUCCCAUCUGCUGCCGAAGCCCAAGCAACCAGUUCGUCGGUUUGCAGGGUUUGAUGACGACGAAGACGACGUCUCCGGGAGUGACGAUGAUGAGGCAGGGGUAGAGGCAAACGUCGUGGAAGGAAAAGGCAAGCAGAAGGUCCCCAGCACUUCAUAGAUGGAGUAAACAGCCGACGCCCUCAAUCCCCGUGUUUUGCAUGCUCCCACUCAUGUUGGCACAUUCAUCCUCGCCUCUCUUGGCUCGGUCUGGACCUCGUACACUGCAGAGUAACACGCUAUCACGGAUUUGUGCAACGCAUGGGUACGGAGUUGCGCGACCAACCUCAACAUUUGGCUUAAUGAGCUGGAUGGGAAUAUACUCCUCGCCUACUCUUAACAUUAGGGGUAUGGGUAAAUCAGUUUUCAUGACAGAUUCUUCUCCCAUCUCCGAGUGCUGUCAAGAAGUACAAGAGCCCUCACUCAUUGUGUGAGGCAUUGGGGUCCCCAAGCUCCUGGUCUUCCGUUGAGAACUUCACUUAUCUCUCCCUCUUGACUAGAUUCGACCCGGUAUCACAAGAGCGGUGACUUGGAGAGAGAAAAGGAUAGGCAUCACUCUGACUUGAUCAUCUUUUUCGUUUGUCCCUUAACUUCUUGCUCCUCCUCAUCCUUUCCAUCCCUG